AUGGCCAUGGUAAAAUACAGCAUAUGGAUUUUUCACAUUUCAGUUCUCCUUUUUAUUGCCACUAAGUAUGCAGUGGCAAAUCUCAACAGGAAAGAUUUACCAGUAUCUGAAGUGCUUAAUAACAUGGCUUUUGACAAUGUCACAAAAAAUAUCUUCAUUGGAGGCGACAAUGUGCUGUUGAAAGCAUCAGAAAAUUUAGUAGCACUCAAAAGACAAGCGACUGGGCCUAAUCUGGACUUUGUAGAUUGUUAUCAUGACUUUGGCCAAACUUGUGCUGGAAAGGUUACAACGAAUAUAAACAAACUACUGCUGAUAGACAGUAGUAAAAGACAGCUUAUAGUCUGUGGUAGCUUCAAUCAUGGAGUUUGUCAGAUACGAAGUUUAGACUCAUUAAAAUUACAAACCAAUCGGACAAUUUAUGUGGUGUCUAGAACACCCUUACAAGCAGCAGCAUUGAUAACACCAGCUGGGAAACGUUCAGGAACACGCGCACUUUAUGUUGCAACUUCUUGGGACAAGGAAUACUUUACAUCUUCAGAUUUGCAGUAUAUUACCCCAGCUGUAUCAACCCGUAUAAUUGAUGAUUUGAAUCGCCUCUUUGAUCCUGCUAAGGAUGCUAUCGCAGCUAAUAGCUAUCUUCAGUACAGAGAAAAUGUAAUAUAUCAUGCAAAAUUUAUUUAUGCAUUUUCAGCAGGUAUUUUCAAUUACUUUGUGUCUGUGCAGCAGACUGUUGAAUCAUUUACAAAGGACUGUAAAGGUGGAUGUUCAACCAAUCAAUCAAAAUUCAAGACAUUUAUAGUUCGCCUCUGCCAAGAGGAUGAAGUCUAUUCAUCAUACAUGGAAUUGCCACUUGACUGCAAAGGGUCAAAUGGAACAUCCUUCAACAUAGCACAGUCAGCUUAUCUUACAAAAGCUGGUGAUGGCCUUGCAGUUGAUGCAUCUACAGAUGUGCUAGUUGUUACUUUUUUCAAGGUUGACAAAGGUUGGAGUGGACCUUCGCAAUACUCUGCAGUCUGUACAUAUUCAGUAAAAGAAAUCAAGGCAACUUUGGUGUCUAACCUACAGAACUGUGUGAAUAAUGCUAAUGAUGAAGAGAUUGGUCUUCCAUGGGCCGGUGGUAAAGUUAGAAAAUGUGACGAUGAGGUAAAUAAUGGGUGCCAUAAUUUAUCAAUUAGAAAGUAGGUUAUAGAAAUUUACACAUAUUCCAGAUGAAGGAAUUCUUCAUGAGUCAUGUUAUUUUUUAGUGUGUGACAGAGACUAAGAAGGGGAAAUCAACUGAUCCCCCCUACACUGGAACACAUGAAUUUGUCCUUUUCCUUAAUGGGUUAUAAAUCUUUAUUGUAGAUAAGGUAAAUGGGUAUUCUAAUUUCAUAUUACAUAACACAUAAGGUGAGUAACAGUUAUUGUAAUGCUUCAAAGCCCUGUCAUGCUUUUUGCUCAAUUGUAAAACUUUCUUGCUCUAGAGGUGAACCAAGUCUUACUCAUUUUGUUUUUUCAUUUGUCCUGAACACAUGUUAAGUGAAUUAAUAACACUAGAUUUAACUGCAUUCACAAAAAUUCAAGAUCAAGAGACCAGUAUGAGCCUCUGUUUGAAAUUGUUUUUAUUCUAAUCUUUGAUAGAAAUCAAAUCCAAGAAUAAGCGAGAAUUUCUGUCCAACUAGCAUUUCAUUUGGCUAUCAUCCAUUUCGUGGAAAAACUCCUUUGACUAAAAGACCUGUGAUGCAAUAUGAGAAAGGAAUGCUAACUGCUGUUGCUGCAAUGCCAUAUUACAAUCAUACAGUUAUUUUUGUGGGAACCCAUGGUGGUCAGCUUCUUAAGGUAAUGAAGUUUAUUGUCAAUAAUAAAUUACACUGUAGAAAACAAGCUUCUUUAUAAGGUGGAUUUAAAAAGCAACAGCAAAGCUGUCUCUGCAUUUGAUAGAGAAAUUCUUCAAGGAUUUUACAAUAAUUGCCAUGUUAAGGAGGAGGGGGAGGGGCAGUUUAUCAUGAGGACUUAUUCAAGGAGAGCCACUUAUUCAUCAUCAGAAGAAGAAUUGCUUCCACUAUUCAAUCAUGUUCACUGCAUGGCAGCAACUUGCUUAUAGACAAACAAAAUGCACUGUAAUGACCAAAAACAACAAGGACAUGGCUAUACUACCAGCCAACAAAGGAUUAGUUACUGUUAGCAUGGACAGAACUGACUAUCACAACAAAAUGAAUGCACUAGUCAACAACAAACAAACCUAUGCAGGGCGUGAAAUUAACUUUUUUUUCUGAAAGCCACUUGGCUCCUAAAUUCUUCAAAGUGGUAGCCAAUUCAAAAAAAGUUGGUCGCCAUUUUCAAAGACAAACAAAAUCUUUCUUUACGCUGUCAGCGUUCUAGAUAGACCCUCCAAAAUUAAGUUAGGGAAAGAUCUUUAACGUGCUACAAAGUGGACACUAGGAUGGAUGAUAUACAACUUUCAGGCUCAUCUAAAUCCAAGAUGGCGUCUAGUUAUCGAUCGAGAUGCAUGUGCUACGUUUUGGAAACAAACUUAACGCGGAAGUUUGCCGCAGAUUUAUCUUUGCAAAUCUUUUUAAUGCACUAUAUCUCUUGGUAAGGUUAUGAUGAAACGUUCUAGUCGCCAAUUUGGCAACUAACUUUCAGGAUUUGGUCGCCAAAGUGAAAAAUUUAGUCGCAUUGGCGCCUGUAUUAGGCACAAUUUCAUGCCCUGUUAUGCAGAAUUUAAGGGUGACCUGACUCCUGCACUUCAACCCAAACUCAACAGUAACCUACUGACACUCAAGAAGAUGAGGCUAUUGACACUCAUUGCUACUACUGACUAAAAUAGUCAAAUUGUGCUGGCAUAAUACAAAGGACUUGUUCAUGACAGUGACAUUAACGACUGAUCAAAAAUGAUCAAUCACAAUGGUCACUCUGCUUGAGUCUUACAACCAAAAGCCUCAUGGUAAAAAUGGCAAGUCAUUUUAUACAAACCAGACUUUGAACAUUUGACAGACAACAACUAUUCUGUCAUCAGUCACCACUAUCCACAACAGUCCAUUUUAGGAAUACACUCACCUAGACAACCAGACUACACUAUCACAACCCUAUUGCACCUUACAGUGAUAUGCCUAGUAUUUCUUGUGUUUUUUUCCAUUUUUUAUACUUUGUGGUUCUUGUUUCUUAAUUUUCUGAUCAGUCAAUUUGACAAAUUUUCAUCAAUUGAAUGGAAACUUGUUCCACAAGUGAAGGCUUCCUUUACAAACAGUAACUGUUAUAGAUAUAAUUGUUGUUAUGGAAUUUAGAAGACACUGCUGAGCUUAAGAAUGAAAAAUUUGAUAUUGCUUUGUUGCAUUUACUCAAAAGUUGUCUGUGGAAGAUGGACAACAGGAAGUGGAACCUUACAGUGAGUUGAAAAUCAGCUCUGAUGAAGUGCGUCAGAUCAUAGUAACCAGUGACCAGCAACACUUGUACAUCCUUAGUAAACACAAGGUACAGUGUUGCUAAAUACUAUGUGUUUGUCUGCAUUUUGUAACCAUGGAUGCAAAUGUCCCUUAUAGAAAUCAAUGUGUAAUAUGAAAGAUACAUCAAAUAUUAUUUUCAGAAAUCUUGUGAAACUUUUAUGUACAUAUUUUUAAAGAAUUAGAGUGGGUGUUUAGAAAUGGUGAACACUGUUUUCUGCUUCAUAUUUAAUUUGUAGCCAUCCAAUAAGCCUGAUCCACAUGUCUGACUUUGCUUCAUAUGUAAUUGGUAAAAUUUUUCCAAAAACAUCCUUACUUUUCUUGUUCAAAAUGAUGCAGCACAUAAUUGAUCAAGUACUUGAAGUACCUCUUACAAGGCUGGUAAUGAUAUUGAUUCUGUGAAUUAAAUUUUAUUUUACUGAAGGUGACACAAUUACCUGUUGAAGACUGCGGUGCUUCAAAAUCUUGUGAUAAGUGCACAAAACCAAAUAACCCAUUCUGUGGUUGGUGUACAUUUUAUAAGAGGUAAUUUGCAUGUAUCUUGAGGGAGGUUGAAAACUUGUAUUGUUUGCAUGUAUCUAGAAUGAGGUUGAAAACUUGUGUUAUUACUGCAAUUUUCAAUGUUUCUUUUUGGUUUCUCUCUUAAAUAGACAUACUUUUUGACCUGCAGUUCAUAAACUUGCAUUAAUUAGUUGCACUGCAAGUUUGGAAGGGCAUAGGGGUUACAGAUGUGCUGCCUGUGUUGUAAAUAGGAAACUGAUAAGAAUCUAUAUUGGGGAUGGAUGGUACACUUAUCCUUGUAUAGGAUAUUGCAAUGAAAAUAUGAAUUGGAAAAUUGGAAAAUUGGAUGAGUUUCCUGUUUUCACAAAAACUUGUCAUCUGUUGUUCUUUUGAAGAUGUUCUCAGAAGACUAGCUGCCCUAGCUCUGAUGCACAUCCAUUGCGAUAUGUGACGAACUCAUCUAACUGUCCAGCAUUUGCUUCUAUCAGCCCUAAACAAGUUCCCUAUGGUCCAAGUAUUGAAGUGUGUGAAACAACUUUCACAGUUCUUUUAUAAUUAUUAUAAGAGGGUGCUGUAUCAAUGUUUGGUGAUUUUUAAUUCACAAUGUGUUUUUUCAAGUUAUGAUUCAGACAAAGAUUACUUUUUAAAACAUGUAGUAUUGGAUUAAUUUUCAUUCAUGAAUGAGAACAUUUGUAAAGUUUCUUUGUCUCAUAUGUGUACAAUGUAGUUCAACAUUUAAAACUAAGACAGACAUUUGUUUGGCUGCUGUAUAUGUAUAUGAAUCUAACUCAGUUAACAUGGACAAGAAUAGCACAACUCAACUCAUGACACUUUCUUCAUAGAGCUUUUCACUAGGCACUUAUUCAAGCCUUCAAUCUUAUUUUAUGACCUAAUGAUGAAAUGAAAGGUCUUGCCUGUAUUCUUGGCUGAAGAGCCAUCCCAUAUUCCCUGGACUUCUGAAUAGCACUUUUAUUGAGUUUCUCAGGAAGAGGAAAGAAAAUAACCACAUUUUUAUAUAAUCCACACUUGCAAUCAUCAUUGUCUGGGAUGCCUGGUCACAUGCUUCGCAUUGAACAGUGAUUUAGACAUGUAAUCAACUUCAAAACUUCUCAAAAUUAUCAAUUGUGCUUACUUGCCAUAAUUUCUGCAAACCAUCAUCCAUCCAAUGAUAAAUGUGAAUAAAAUUGAAAUGUCUUGUUAUUUGCUUAAUCAGCUGACCAUAAGGGUAUCCAAUGUACCAUCAUUAGCAGGAUUGAAGUGUUUUGUACAUGGUAAAGAACAUAGCACAACAACUGUGGGCCCAGGAAAUGAACUGAAAUGUCGAACACCACCUGAGAAAGAUUUGCCAAGCAUUACAAGUGAUAACGGUAUAUAUUUAUUAUACGCUUUAAAAUAAUUGAUUCAUGGCAAAACAACUCACUACUCCAACCUGAGCCAACCAAUUCUUAAGAGAAUCCCAUUUUUAAACCGAACAAUUGGUUAGAGUUCCUCCAAUUUUAAUCUAUAUUAUUACUCAAACAUGUCAAUGACAUACAUUUUUAAGUCUGUUGUUUUAACUUUUCUGUCUUCACUCAUAGGAGGAGAAAGGAGGUAAUAAGUGUAAAUUUUAAAUUGCUCAAAGCAAGCCAAGGAAAAGUAUAUCUUGCUUGCUUAACAGUAUUUUCCUCUUGCUAAUUACAGCCAAAUCAAGGGAAAAACAUUUAGUGACAGAGUUAGUAAUUAUGAAAGUAAUAUUUUUAAAAAUAAUUGACUUGUUUGCUUGGUGGAAACAAAUAUUCCCUUUACAGUCGGGAGUACUCUCGACUGAGGAUGAUUGUGUAAGCUAAUUGUUUAAUCUAUUCCUACGCAAUUCUGUGUAGAUUUGGAAGUAAACAACAUAUUGUUCUUUACUACAAGGUGAUGUAUUCGUAGAUCUUGCCCUCUUCUCCACUGAGUCCCAGAUGGUAUUCCUUAUUGAAAAGCUAGCGUUUUACAGCUGUCCUGCAAUUAAGGGGUGAGUAUGUUUUCCAACAUAUACUACCUAUUUCAGGAUCAUUCUUUUUCAUGUUCUAGCUUAUUAUGCAUAACAAGGUAAUGUGUUUUUCCAUAUUGGUUUCAUCGACAAUAGGAGACAUAAAACUAUGAAAAAUGCACAUGCCAGCAUUUAUGUUGUGUAAUAAGGUAAUAAGGAAAAAAAUGGAAGUGGUAGUAAUACACGGUGUAUUUUUCAAAGCGCUACUCAGUAUUGACACUAGACUCACAGCCUUACAUGCAUCUACAGAGGUUGAUUUCACUUCUUUGGCCAAGAACUUUGUAGCAAGAAAUUGAACUGUUGGUGCUUUUAGUUGUUUGUACUCUGAAAUGAAAAUAUAUACUGUAGUAGCUGCAGAAAUUUUGUACAAGGAGUUUCUGCACAUUUGCGGGUUGGGUCUAUCUAAGGAUUUAAGGAUUAUUUAGUGAGUUCAUUUUUAAGUUUUCUCCUCUUCAAGUGUUAUGCAUAUUUUAACUGGUUUGUACAACUGCUGGUGAGUGCCCUGUUUUGCCUUUGACACGCAUGAUCUCCCUGUGUGCUAACUUCCAUCUUAUGAAUAAAUCUUUAUAAAAUUGCAUGUGCCAGCAUGAUUGCCACUACAUGAAUUUUUUCUUUGGCUUCAUUCAAGCGAUUAAGUAAGCUACUGAGUGUCCUUAUGUUAUUAGUUAGACUAGUAGUCUUUCAGUUGGUACAUGUUCAUAAAAUAUAUUUAAUCCUAGAAGUAAUAAAUUUCACAUCCUUCUGGAGGAGUCAGUGCCAAAUGCUUUUAUAAUGGGCAAUAUUAUGAUAAUAUUGACAGAUCGUGUUAUUCAAAUGUUCCUGAUGCCUGAAUGCUGGGGUUAUUAUCUCAACAAUUUUUACCUUAUUUGCUUGUGCAUUCCAUACACCGAAUAAAAUUUUGGCUUCUCUUGUGUACAUUAUGUACAUGAAAAUGUUGUUAUUUAACUACAAUUUCAUCUGAUUUAGGUGCAUAAAUUGUGCAGAAGGAAAUUACACAUGCAAAUGGUGCACAUAUCGUGGGAUAUGCACCAGCAAUGGGAAUGUGGACUGUCCUGGGGAAUUUAUAAUGCCUCUACAGGUAUCUGUCAAUACUUCACAGUGUAUUAACCUGACCAGAGCAAGAAACAUGUCUUACAUGGUCUUGGUACUGUUCCUCAAAUAAAUGUUUGGGAAAAUUUGUAGUAUUGGUGCUACAAUUAUACUUUUCUUUGUAGUUACCCAUUCCUCUUCGACAAAAAUAGGGGAUAUGGAGGAAAGAGGAGAGAGACAGCCUUGGUUGGGAGAGUAGUGGCAACUGUUCAGUAAUUUAGUUGACUUCCAUCAUUUAUCAAUGUUCUCUUACAGUUAUGUUUUGACAAAAAGUCUUUAAAUUAAGAAUUGUGCAAUUGAAUUACCAAACAACAUAGUGUAAUGGUUGUACCUGCUUGCUGUAAUUACAUGUAAAUUGUGGUUGUCAAUUUACAAACAUGUUGUGCUGUCUAUAGGAUCGUGUUGCUGAUUCAAAUGGUUGCCCCCAAAUAAUAGCUGACAAGCCAGUUCUUGUUCCUGCACAAGUCAAUACCAACUUUACUGUGCCUGCUAAAAAUCUUCCUCUGGAAAAGGUGGUGUUGUAGUAUGCAUGACACUUGACACUAUAAAUUGUAAAUAGUUAAUUAUGCCAAAUGCUCAAAUAUGAGUGGUUCUUAAAAGCUCUUAUUUGUGGCUUAAUCAAAACUAUAGCAAAAUAAUCAAACUUUAUUGGUUAUAACCAGCCUGAUUUUAGCAGAAUAGGACAGUGCAGGCGUCAUGCUUGCACUUGGAUGGUAAUUAUUUAAUUAGACAGUGUGUGUCAUAUGUGCAUGCUGUUUUCACAUAUUUCAGUGUGUUAUCUGUUGUUUUUUUUUUGUAUGAAAAUUUAUAACUGAAGGCUAGUUUGUCUUUAAUUUUGACAUUGUCUUGGUAACAGGAUUUCUUGUCAUCCAAUUCUGUCUUCAAUCACACGUGAGAUUAACAAAUUGAACUCCCACUUCAUGGUCAUCUCAUUUUGUUGAUUAUUUGUAUAAUCAGGCCAAAUUGGACUCCAUUCAGUACUGUUACCAAUGCUAAGAAUAAUUUUACAGUAUGCAAGAUUAGGUUAAUACUCCGUUAAACUUGACUUUUGGUGAUCUUUUAUAAACUGUUUGUUUUCAUGGUGACUUUGUAACUACUUGUUGGUUUAUUGUGGUUAUAGUUAAAUAUUUUAGCUGGUGGGUUGACUUUAACUUCAAUAUAUCCAGGGGUGUUUGUGGGUAGGCUGGUGACAUUUUGACUCAAUAACUAUUUGCAGGUUGAAUUUGACUAUAAAAUUGCUUUGUGUGGGUUGAGUGUGGCUUUACUCAUAAAUGUUUGUGGGUUGACUGUGACUAUGAAUUAUAAACCAUUGUUUGCAGAAUGUAAGUUUGUAAAUACUGGUGUGUUAAACGUCUGUGGGUUGAGUGCGACUAUAAAACUGAUGUUUGUGGAAUGACUGACCAUAUCACUCUUUGCCUGAUAAUUUUCUUUUUGAUUUCUGUGGAUAGGAUGGUGCCUCUUACAAAUGUGUUAUAACAGUUGAUGGAUCAAGGAAGACAUCAGAUGCCAAACGAAUUAGUGAUACAGAGUUGGUGUGCUCUCCUAUGGAAGUAUGUAUAGCUAUUAAAGUUGUUAAAUUGUAUCUAAUAGUAAAUUCAAAUUGCUUAAAAGUCAAAAUCUAUGAACUGUACUCUGGAAUUAAAAAAACCUUCACUUCAUUGCACUUCAAUAACUGGUUUCUUACCCUAAAUUACUUGAGUGCCGAUUGCUGUGCAAUAAAUUUUUAAGUGAUUACUGGUACAUGUAAAUUCUGGGUGAAAUGGUAGAAAAAACAUUUCUUUGAAGAAGAAGGUUAUAAAAAAAGAGAAAGAAAGGAAAUUAAAGACUUGCUACCAUUAGGGAUCAAUCCUCAGUCAAGAGGAGGAGUGCUUUUCAUUUUGAAAGUUUGCAGAGCAUGUUACUGUUGAGAAUGUGCUUUGGCAAGUGGACCUUGUGGAUAAAACAUGAAUUUCUUUAUCCAAAAGUUUGAAAAUACCAACUCAAGUCAGUUCAGUGGCCUUGACCUUGAGCCCAGCAUAAUUCAUUUUCCAAGUUCUGAGGCUGGCAGCCACUCCGAUUUCUUUUAGUCUUUCAAGCAUUUUUUUUAAAGAAUCAGCAGAAGAAAUAAAAAGACACCCAGUUAAACCUAUUUUUUAUUUUUAAGUAUAAGUACAGUGCAUCCAACAAGAAACAGGAGGUGAAAUUGGAAGUGAUCUUCAGGAAUUCAGAUGUCGUGCACACACCAAAUACUUUCAAAGGUACUGCUUGUAAAGCUGCAUUUUUUUUAAUUUGGUGUAGAAUGCAUGCUAGGAAUAAUUUAUUGAGUGACUGUGUUUUUCUGAGUAUUAGAUAUUGUUCUCUGAACUUCAUCCUAAUAAUGUCAAUAAAGAUAAUGGAAUUGAAAUUCCUGAAGUGUGGAUGUCCAUGAUCAGAAACCAUAACAGGCAAUCAGUAGCAGAGCAGACUUUUGAGGGAAUAACAUGUAAUACUUAGAAUAGGAAUGAGGAUCAAAAUGCACAAAUGACAGUGCACAAAAAACCCACCAAUGACAACCAAGGUGCUACAAAUAAGCAAAUUUUUUUCCUUGUUGUGUGAUGAGGACUAGCAGCAUAGCAGUUGAAAAGUUGCAAUUAGUACAUGAUUGAUUAGCCUGACUCAUACUCUGUGAGACAAACAAUUAAAUGUUCAUUUAAAAGAAUAAUUGUAUUAAUUGAUCCAAGUUAUUAUUUGAAAUGACAUUCAUGUACAGCACAUGGUACUUGCAAUAUAAUAAUUAAAAAUAAUUACCAUUAAAUUUCAAGUUACUUAAAAUGUGGGAAGUACUUCACUUUCAAGUUUUUAAAACUUACAGUCUUUGUUACAUUCAUCUGCUAAUUUUGCAAAAUGCAAUACCAUCUUAACUUUUAAAGUUAUCUACAGUACUUCAAAUUCAUAAAGGGGAAGUGAUGGAGAACCAUGAUAAUUGUUCUCUCAUAUAUUUUGGUGAAAGGUUGCUAUUCUACUAUUUCUGUACAUUGGCUGCUUUUGAUUCUGUAUCACACCAUGCUCUAACCAUUCUGACAAUAAUCAAUGUGUAAUGUUUAAAAUUAGGAUAGCUUUUGAAUUUUGUCUUUGGGAGCUAUAUGUGAUAGGUUUCUCAAAGGAAACUGUAAAUUUGGAUAAACACUUCAAUUGAACUAAGAAAGCUGAAAGUUAUUUGUUUGUUUACUUGUUUAAAUUCUUGAAACCAAUUUAAAAGUGUGUAUUGUGAAACCUGUUUCUUGAAGCUGAGUAAAAGUUUAAAAAGUUGUUCAUUUGUAAGAUAAUCCUUUGACUUACUUAAUUUGCUUUUUUAUGAAAUAAAUGCAUCAUUGAAUGCAAACAAGAUGGAAACCAAGUGUGUGCUAAAAGGAGAGAAUUUAAGCCCAGGACUGAUCAAUACCAAAAAAAGUGUAGAUGGGGACCACCUCAAAAAGUGUUCUUGUUUUAAUUGAUUUGUAUUCAGCAAAGAACUUGCAUGUACCGCUUCUAAUUCUCUCUACUAAAUAUGCAACUUCAAAGUUUUGUUUACCUUUGGUGCAAAUUAUGUUGAGCACUUAAAAGAUUUUGACAGUUAGAUCAAUUGCUGAACAUAAUUAUAAAGUAUAUCUAUAUUUUCUAUUUAGUGUAUCUGUACAAGUGUUGGGUAUCCAUAAAAGACUGUAGCAGCUGUCACGUGGAAAAUGAUAAAAAUUUUCAAUGUGGGUGGUGCAACUUUGGUGUCCCAAAGUGUGUUGUACAAAAAGCUUGUGGAGAUACAGGAGCAUGGAUUCCACCUACAUCACUGUGCCUUACAAGACCCAAAAUAUCCAAGGUAUAACAUUUAAUUUAAUUUUCUCUUAACUUCUACCAUCUGAAUCAAUGUGAUUUUUCUUUUAUCUUGUAUCUUUUGUUGAAUUCCAUAAAUGUUGUGUAGAAUAUUUUUUUGGGUUUCUUUGUUUAGUAGGAAGCAAUGUAAUUGGGUAAAAAACAAUUAUUAUGAGCAGAAGCAAAAUCUUUCUGUCAUAUUUUGUUUUUCUUUCUUAUCACCAUUUCAUGGGGACCUUUUCCUUGAUUUCAUAGAGAAAUGCUGUAAUGGGUUCUGCUGUACUUUUUGUAACAUGUUUUUAGGUAUGGCCAUUAACUGGUCCAGUGGCUGGGGGAACAGAGAUUGAAAUUCAUGGAUCUGACCUGGGAAAAACGUUUAAUGACAUAAAAGACUUUGUUCGGGUGGCAGACAUUAAAUGUUAUCCUGAUGAAACUAAAUAUCAACCCUCCAAAAGGUAAAUAACUGAAAUGUCUAUUCAAACUAAACAAAUCUUUUGUUUCUGAAACUAUCAUGUGCCUUGUAGUCUUUUGGACACUCAACAUGCCUCAUAACACCUGGCAUUAUUCAAUAUUUGUUUUGAUUAAAAGAAAUAAUGUUGACUUUGCUUGAAUGCUUUAUGCUUAUUUUCUUUUUGCAGUAUUUUCUGUAACACUUCAAAAAGUAUUGGACCUUUGAGUGGUCCAGUUUCUGUGUCAGUCAGUAAAAUCAAAGGAGAAUCAAAGCAGCUUUUUUCCUAUCAGGUAUGUUGGAAGAAAAUACUGGUUUUUCUUUUGUGCUCUAGCCACUUCCUGCCUGCUUUUCAACAAAUGGAACACAGUCAAUGCACUGCUUUCAAUUUUCGAAACAAACUUGGAACACAAAUGUCUAUUAAGUUAAGUGCACACAAUCUUGCCUUGUCGACAAGUUAUCUCUACUUAUUGUAGAAACCUAUGAAAAACGUGUAGCUGGGUUAAGAGCUGGCAUUGGUGACUAGAAAUCCCUGAAAUAAGUGUCUGAUUUUGUCAAUAUAGAUGUUUAUGUUUAGUUGCAUGUUUUUACAUACAUGCUUAGUUGCAUGUUCUUACUUUUGUACUGCUUUACAUGUAUGGGCUAUUCUUAAUUGCUUUUUCAUGUAUAAGAAAUGUUUCCAUUCACCUGUAGAUCCCAGAGCCAAUGGAUUUUAAUCCCAAGAAGGGUCCCAGAUCUGGAGGCACGACUGUAAAAAUCACUGGUCUGAAAAUGAAUACUGGCAGACACAUUACAGCUACAGUUGCUGGCCGAAAGUGUGUUGUUGACAGAGAUAAGUAAGUUUCUUCCAUUCACUUUUAGGAACAUUGUAAGAACAAUUGUUCAGUUUUUCAAGUUUUUUGUUUGCACAGAAUUGAAUUGUUUAUUUUUAGAUAUUUAAAGUACAGGCCUCCUAACCUUACUGUGUGUGACUCUGGGGUUUCAAGUCAUUAAUUUGAAUACCUAAUGAAUCAAGAUUUAAUUUUAAGCAUAAGUGUGUGCCUUAUAAAAUGGAAAAACUUACAAUUUUACCAAAGUAGUUGUAAACAGAGACAUAAUUUUAUGAUAGUGUAUUAAAAAAGUUUUAAUUAAAUUAACUUUGACUGAAAUGGUCCAUGUCAAUAGGGUGACCAAUGACAGCGUAUCAUGUACAGUUAGCAGUGCAUUUAGUCGAAGAAAAAGAAGUGCAGCAAAUGCAAGUACAGGUGUCACAGUGUCAUUUGAUGGUUUUACUCCAACCAGUCCAAGGGGAAUAUUUGUAUUUACUCCUGAUCCUACAGUUACAUCUAUUGAGCCAGAUGAAGUUUUUUUUGGGUAAGUUUUCAUGUGGCAGAGAAAGAUCACCUAUUACUUACUUUUUGAAUAAAACCACUUUUGAGUAUACUCAGUUCAUACAGUAGAAUUGUUGCUCUGACUUCAAUUCCACAUCAUUUUUGUUUUGCCUUGUAUAAAAAUACCGUGGCCUUGCAAUUACAUAAACUUAUCGUCACUUUUUUCGUCCAUGCUGAAAGAAUCUAAAAAGUGCGAGAAAUAAGUCUAUCGCAUCACCUUCCAGAUGUAUAAUGUUGAUAACGUGAACUUAAUGAAUAAAAGUCAGUUGCACUUACCUUCGGGAUGAUUUGCCUUCAUUUGCUUCAUUACCAGUCGUGCACUAGUGGUUUUUUUAGAAAUCUUCUCAAGGUACUUAAACUACCAAGACCAAUGUGUUCCUUGAGUUAUAAAGCGAGUGUCGUGCACAAUCAUACGUGUGCUUUCUAUGUGCUUAGAUGUGUAAACUAUUCACCUGAGGCCCCUUCACGUGACAGAAUAAAACAAGGAUAUCGCAACCUUGAAUGUGUAAUCGUAGUGUUCUUUCCCAAGAAAAGCAAAACGCGAUUUAUCUCCUCUGGUGUGCUGUAAACUCAUGUUACUUACCGACUGCGUUAUUUUCUGUAUUUUAAGCGACAGUAACAUUAGUUAUUUUGUAAAGAACUUGGCUUGUAAAAUCCUAAUUCUCGAGAUCAUUAUUCUUCUUCAGGGCUUUAGACACAAUUAAAUUUCACAACGAGGUAGAUAACACUCAACCAAAGUAAAAUUUCUGUAAAACUUUGCCGAAACGAAAUGGCGCGAGAACGGUUGACAACAACGGUCGAGUGAACAAUUUGUAAUUUUGCGCCGGCCGUAGCGGGAGACUGGGGAAAACCUUAGUGAAAGUACAAAAUGUCACGCAACUCUCGCAAGUAUUUUGUAAGUAACUACCUAUAAACUUUUUUAAAAUACUUUUAAUUUCUGCCAUCUGACCGGUCUGCAAAUUUCCGAUGUUUAUUUGUUAUUAUUUUGUAAAGAAUUUGGUCGGUAAAAUCCUAAUUCUCAAAAUCAUUCUUCUUCUUUAGGGCUGUAAGGCACAGUUAAAUUUCGCAACCAGGCAGAUAACACUCGACCAAUGUAGAAUUUCUGUCAAACUUUGUCCGAAACGAUAUGAUGCAAAAAAAAAAAAAAACAGUUAACAACAACGAUCAAGUGUACAAUUUGCAAUUCUGCGUAUGCGCAGUGGCGUGGAAUGCCUUGGUGAAAGUACAAAUUUCAUGUAACUUUCUUGAAAAAUAUUUUUACAAGUAGCUAGCUAUGAAUUUUUUUUUAAUUACAUCUUUUCACUCUGCCAUCUGGCUGGUCUGCAUACUGCCAUUUUUUUUUUUUCUGAACCAUAUCAGCGAAAGUCUCUUGCUUGUGGAAUGUGGUGACAUUAUCUAUGGGUGUCUUUAUGUUCAAGGCAAAGAUGGGAAGGUUUAAUCCCUUUCUAGACACUCCCUAUGAACAUGAUUAGUGAUUAUUUAAACUAGCUGUUCAGUAUAUUUCAUAAUCAAUCAUCAAAUGUAAUCUGAAAAGUCUGUCCAAAUUUAAUCUGCUGAUAUCAUAAUUCCAGUGGAACAAUUACCUCUUUAGAAAGCAGCUGCAUGUAUAUUGUGUUCUCAGGUCUGAAAUUUGCACACCAUACCAUAGAAGCUUACUUGACGUUAUGUGAUCCCUUUUUGGACAUGGCAUUUUUCACAUCAUGUGUGAGAGGUUUUAAGCCUUAUGCAUCCCCAUGCUCUCUUAUGAACAGAACAGGAUAAGCAUUUCAAGUUACUCAAGAAUGUACUGGAAUAAACUUGAUAAAAUCUUGUCAAGAACAUUUAAAUUCCUACUGAUCUUAAAAUUUUGAUUCUUACAAAACUCUUAGAUGAACUUUAGAUGAAAUCCUGUCUAGAAUCUUAAUGUUACAUUUACAGAUCUUACUUCAUUAUUAAGAUUCUUAAACAAACUUACCAAGAUCUUGUCAAGAAGCUUGUAAGAUCUUCCUUUUCUUAAAGAUUAGGAUUCUUACAACUGAGAUUCUUAAGUGAACUUUAUAUGAUGUUGUUAAGAACUUUCAAGAUCUUAAUGCCCAUGUGUUGUAAAUUUUUUUUUUUAGGAUUCUUAAGAUUCUUAAAUAAACUUAAUAAGAUCUUGUUGAGAACCUUUCAAGAUCUUAACCCCAUUUCUUGUAAAAUUUUGUGAGGAUUCUUACAAGAUUCUUAAAUAAACUUAGUAAGAUCUUGUUAAGAACCUUCCAAGAUCUUAAUCCCCAUGUGUUGUAAAAUUUUGUCAAGAUUCUUACAAGAUUCUUGUAUAAACUUAAUAAGAUCUUUUAAGAUCUUACAAUGCUCAAACCUGGUUAAGAUUUGUUCAAGAAUUUGGCAAGAUCUUAUUAAGAUUAUUAAUUCUUAAUAAGAUCUUAGUAAGAUCUUCAUCUUAAUUGCCAUCUUAUAAGAUUCUUACAAGAUCUUCCAAGAUCUUACAAGAUCUUCCAAGAUCUUAAUAAGAUUUCCACCUGGGUUCUCCUUUUUCUUUGAUCUUCAAGACCAAACCCAAAGCAUGCAAUUCAAGCAUCUCUUUCAAGAAGUGCUGAAUUCCAAAUCUUUUCUACUUAUAGUGGAGGUCUGAUGUUACGUAUCACUGGCACCAAUUUGGACACCAUUCAGAAACCAAGAAUGUAUCUCACAUAUUUUUCACCCAAUGGAACUACUAAAUUGAUUCAGGUAAAAGCUCCUAAACUUGAUUUUCAGUCGGUGUCUCAUACAAAUGUAUUAAUACUGAAAUCAGACCCACAAAGAUAGGGUUUAGGCACACCUUUUUCAACUUUUUUACAGCUAGACUUAAUGUGGAAUUUCAAGGUAUUAGUACAUGUCAAUGUGUUUUUAAGGAGGCUGACCUGCAUAGAUUGUUAUCUUGACUUCAACUUGUUCCACCAAUCACUGUUGGUUGGCCCAUUUCUCCUUAAAGUAAGUGUUCAUCAGUGUUCAAGCAGGACAUUUGAGGAAAUCUUAAUAAAAUCUCUUAUGUGCUAAAUUUCAUUAUUUAUAGGAUUGUGAAUCAAUAAGAAGCACACUUAUCACUUGUCAAAGUCCAAAAGUACCAAAUUUUGGUGGAAAUGUGUCAAAACUGCAGGUUCAGUUUUUAAUGGAUGCUGGUAUACCUUUGCGCUCAAACCACACAAGUUUAACAAUGAUUCCAGAUCUGUUUUUUAAGCGUUUUAAAGAUGAUCUCCAUGUACUGAAGACAGAAAACCUUAUACUUGAGGUACGAGUUACAAACACAGUUCAUAAAAAUAUAUAAAAGGGGUAAGUUUCUAAAGAAACUGUCAAUGGUGCUGCUUCAGUGGGAGAGUAUAACAGGGUAAUUUUGUAUUAUCAACUGAGUUGAUAACAUAAAGUGGGUAUUGGAAAGAGUUUCAAAUCAGACAUUUUGAGUGUUAGCCCUUCAUCAUUCACUCUGACAAAGGGUUAAUGCUCUAAAAGGUCAGCUUUGAAACCUGUUACAGUGGCCAAUUUACCCUAUCAACUCAGUUGAUAAUAACAAAUUAUCCUCGCAAAAAUGUGAUUAUGUAUCUACAGACUCUCAACAUAUGGUUAUGAUUCUUUAGUGCUAUUCAGCAAUAUAAUGACUGUGAUAGUCUUCUUAGUCAUUCAUUAAAGUUGAUUUAAAAUUGUAUGAAAUUUCAGUAAGCUCUGUAUAUUAUGCUUUCACUGCCAAUAAGUAACAUUUACAAGUUUACAAGUUACAAUUUGUUAUAGAUGCAUCUGAACCAUGAGAUCAUAUAUUUGCAGUUCUUGUAACUUGUCAUUUAUUUCUGACGUUCUAACUGUCAGUAUAUAAGUAUUUUAGCUUGGAGAAGGGUGAAUAGCCAAAGAUUUGUGAUUAGAAAGCUGUAUGAGACAUUUGUUAAACCCCUUUGCCACUGAUGGUACAUGAGAUAAAAAUUAUCAGAGAAGAUACUGCAUCCAUAGGAUUCUCAUACUAAGAGUUGAGUGUUGGCAAUUUAUAAAACCUCAUUUACAUAGUGUUCUCUGAUUUUAAACUCCACAAAAUAACCUUUUCACCUGUGUGGUUUUGGUAAAAGAUAAUGAUUCUUUCUGUGCUUUUAAAUUCUGCUUUCAACCUGUAGAACUUUAUGCUGUACAAAAUCGAUGUGUAUAUUUAUAAAUGGUAGGAAUAGACCUCAAUGAGAAAGCUUUUGUUGACACUUAAUUAGUUAUGCUAUAUCACUCUUGCACUGUAUCACUCUUUUCACUAGGGUAAAAAUUUGCAAGACAAACUAAGAGAACAGAUCUUUGUGACUGUUGGAAGAUUACCCUGCAAAAUAACAAGUGUUGACAAGGUGCAUUAUUUAUCAGGUUUUUAUUCCCCUAUGUAUUACUUUAGGACUAGUGUUUAUUUAUACUCAGUGUUCUACUCUCACCUUAUCACACAUUAUACAGCACCAAAUUUAAAGUUAAAAUUGUUCAACUCCAUGGAAAUAUCAAAUGGAACCAUUUUUAACUCGUAAAUUGCGUGCAUGUGCAAGAGUGAGUUGUAGAUACGAUGUGGAGAAUGGCACUCACUUGCACACUCGCUUGCUCGAUUGGUCGAUUCCUGUAAACUUUUUUUUGAUUUUAGGCUUUUGAGUGCAUUUGAUAGUUUUUGGCAAGCAGUAAACAAAUGAAAUAGCAACCUUUGUUGCUAAGAAUAGAGGUGGGGUGAAAAAGAAGCCAAUGAUAAUCUUAAAAGAGUUUUUUUUUUCGUUUUAAUUUCAACAUGUGGCAUCAGCGACUGGCACUGGCAGGUAUGCAAGGAUUCACACUGAAAUAACAGAAAAACCUUCGUUUUUCAUAAAAUUGUAAUUUACAAUCCUUGAACUUGAAAACGCGCUCUGAGUUUACGGAUGUUCAAAAGCUUUUUCUGUUAUGGUGUGAGAUUGAGGACAAAAUCGAUCAUUACAUUUCCUAUUGUGUGUUUUUCCUGUGUGAAGUAACAAAAGAUGCUGGCGACUGACGAAAUUACAAGUUAUCAUGAAAAUCAAAUAACACCUAAACAAACAAUUAUUAUUAUUUUUUUUGUCCUUUGCAGACCCAGCUGGUUUGCCGUGUGCCUUCAGAAGAGAGCCAUUCCCCACAAACAUCUGAUGGACUGUAUUCUGUUAAGGUAAAUGUAUGUCAGUAAGCUUCCUUUGAUAAUGUUUGUUAUGUUCCAGAAGAACUGGGUCAAGUACAUUAAGUAAGCAUUUAGUGCUAAACCUUCUGCCUACAUCCAAAAUAAAGAAAAAACAAAUACAGUUUUCUCUCUUGGUUUGACAAAAUUUUUCUGGCUUUCAUCAAAGUUGUACCAGUUCCCAUCAAAAACACUUGUUUGUCUAUGUGAUGGGACCUUGUAAAAACAAAGGGUAAAAGUGCAAAACAUUUGCUUAUUAUUUUAGUUAAUAAAACCAAAUUAUCUUGUUACUUCCCACCAAUGCAGCACCACAGUUUUUUUUGUAAACUACAAAUUCAUUAGUGCUUCAGAGUUUGUCUUGCUGUAUAUUUUUUGUUGGGAAAUGUACAUUGUAACAGUAAACCCUGAAAGACAUCAUGUUCUACAUCUAGAUAGCUAAGUGUUGUAGAAACCUUUUCAGUCAGUUGGCCUUUCAAAGAAGUGCUACAGUCUGGAAUCUGAUUUUAUCUUUUCCCUCUAUCCUCCUUAACUAAAAUCCUGUAGGUCUGAAGCUCUGUUAUUGAUCUUAUGCACAGUUUAACCAUCAUGAUAAUGUAUUAAGUGUUGCUAAGUGCUUUAUUUAAUUUUUGUUUUGUUUGGCUUAGGUUGUGGUUGGUAAUCUUAAUUUUCCUUUGGGUAAUCUUGAGUACUUUAAAGAGGAGGAGAACAAAGUUAUUCCUAUUGAAGUUUGGAUUGGAGUGGGUGGUGGAGUUCUUCUUAUUUUCAUCAUUGUUGUCAUUAUUCUUUGCUGGAAUCGCCAUUCUCGUCGUAAAAAGUCAAAAGCUAUUAAAAACCUUGAGGUGCAGAUGAAUAAUUUGGAGUCCAAAGUUGCUCGAGAGUGCAGGGAAGGUGAGCAAGGAGUUGGAGUGAAAUUAAGGGGUGUACUGAUAGAGAAGAUAAAACUUUGCCUAAUGGUAAUGUAUUUCUGUUAGGUGAUGUAUUCUGGCUGUAACAAUAUUGAAUAAUACAUGUAUAACCUGUGCAAUGGCACCUUCCCAUGUGGGAUUGUGUAGUAAGAUUCAGAAAGAAGAAAUAUUCUGCUUGUGUUCUGUACUGUAGAAGAUAUAGUACCACUAUUUUAUCUUACAGUUGUUAUUAUAAAAUUUUAAUUCUAAUUAUUUUGUCUUAUUUUAGCUUUUGCUGAACUUCAGACUGAUGUGACAGAUUUGACCAGUGACUUAUCUAAUUCAGGAAUGCCAUUUUUAGAUUUCCGCAUGUUUGCAUUGCAUGUGUUGUUCCCUGGUUUAGGUGAUCACCCUGUGCUUCACAAGCACAAGGUAAACACUUUAAAGAAUUGGAAAACCUGGAAUGCUAUAUCUAACACAAAUCUGAGCCUUAUUAUAAAAAGAUAUUCAUUAGAGUGAAACUAGGCUCCAUCUAAGUUUUGUGGUCAAUGAGAAGAAUAAUCUGGGGUAAGAAAGGAGAAUUUUCCGGAAGUCUCAGACUUUAGAUUAGGGGCUGUCAAUAUCCCUUGUUUGAUAGUGUACUUUACUACUUGUAUUGAUAUUGUCUUGCUCACUCCUAGGAGUGAAAGGGUUAAGAGCUCAAAUCAUCUUGGUGGGAUGACAGUGUGGGGUGGUUGUGAAGAGGUGUGUGUUGAUGGAUGUUUUGAUAUUCAUGUGAACUUUUUUUCUUAUGUUUCAAAGGGCACUCUCGCAGAAAACUGGGAGAAAGGACUGCGACAAUUCUCCCAACUUAUCUACAAUAAAAAAUUUCUUCUGGUAUUCAUACGCACCUUGGAGUCACAAAAUACCUUUCAGAUGAAAGACAGGUUGGUUGUGCUCUCAGAUAUUACUGUGUUGAAGUAGGAAGUUUUUAAAUUUUUAGUUCCUCUAAGGUGUGGUUGGGGAAGGGGGCAGGUUCCAGGUGAAGGAACAGGUAAAUGGAAUUAAGAUUCAUUUGGACCAUUAUUAUGUUGAAUCUUUUCAUUCAUUAUUAACAAUAUUUCUUAAUAUAAAGUAUGAGAUAGUUCUUAUAGUUAAUGAAAUUACAAUUAUUUAUCCCUUGCAGGUGCAAUGUUGCAUCUUUGUUGAUGGUUGCUCUGCAAGCCAAGAUGGAAUAUGCUACUGAGUAAGUAAUUCAUAUUUGCUUGUUUUUCAUGGUGGCAGGGGGGACGCUCUAUUUAGGGUAUAAAUUUUUAGUCCUAUAAUGUUCCUGAGCUGCAAGCCAAACAAAAAAAUGUUGUGUGUUAAAUGUUGGAUUCUUUGAUCAGAGAAAAACCUUCACUCCUAUCACAUGGAUGAUCACUGAAAAAUUUCUCAGAGGGGGUGGGGGGUCUAAAACCCAAAAUUUGGGAAAGCCUUGCUUGUAUGAAGUAAAACUAAUGGGUUCAAAAUGAAAAAGCACAGGUGCUGCUCAGGUAUGGAUAUUGCUUUGAACAACGUGUCUGUCCUUCUUGCCAGCAUAUUAAAAGAGUUACUUUGUGAGUUGAUACGCAAAUCAGUAGCAAAGAGUCAUCCAAAGCUGCUACUAAGGAGGUAAGUUAGUCACAAUUGAUCAUUUGCCAUUUAAAUGAUAGUAGAGCUUCUACAUGUUUGUGUGAAUUAUAUUUGAUUUAGUUGUUAAGUGACCCUAUGCUGGGAUCUGUGAUAGUAAUUUGUCACUGAUAAUCAAGUACUGAUCUUACCUUUUUUUACCUUUUUCACUGAGAAGCUUUAAAAUCCCCUAAUUGAUUUUGCAUUUUUUGCAAUAUACCCCAAUCUCGGCCCAAUGAGUUAGGCAUCCUUUUGUGUUCAAAUUGCCCCUUUCAUCUAAGUUUUACACUAAAUUUAAUGUAAUUACCACCUGUUUUAACAUUCUAGGUUCUUUUGGUAAGAAGGUUUUCAGUGUUGGAAGUGCAAUUCUUUUGAUGCAUAUGUCUGCAUCUUUGACCUUUUUUUUUUUUUUUUUUUUUUUUUUUGUUUUUUUUUUUUUUACAGAGGAUUUUAAUCUGCAGUCAUGUCAUAAUCAUGUGUAUAGUCAUACAUGACUAAUUAGAACAGUUACAACCUUAUUACCAGCAAACACUGAUUGUAGAAAGACAUCUUAAGUAGUGCUUUCAAUGAAACCCAGCACCCGCUGGAGCUCUUGUGGGUAUUCUAUUGUUCAUCAAUGGGUAUACUCUGCUAUAUGCACGUUAAAUUUACUGAACAGAAAAAUAAAUAACAUAGAAAAUAGUAGGCAUUUUAAUAUUGGAAUAUUCAUCAUAUUUAUAAAAGUUCUCAAACAACUUUGUGCAGAACUGAAAUCAUCAAAUAAUUUUAGAAAAGUAAAACAAAAGUAAUUCUUCUCAUCUGCUAGUAGGUGAAUAAACUUGAAACCAAAGUUGUUAAAAUAGCGUGCUUGUCCAUAGCUCAUGUAAAUCAAAUUGACAAUAUUUUUGCAGAGAUAUCAAGUUUGCAUAAAAAAUGCUUAACCAAGGCUGAAGGAAAACAGCCAUUGAACCCUUAGCUUCUAAUCUUUUAUCAAAUAAAUAUUGACAAAGAUCAUGGUGUUGCAAUGUAAAUACUUUAAGCAACUGUGAGUGAAAGAGUGAUGUACAAAUGGAAAACAUAAGAAUCUGGCUUGGCCAUGCUUGAGUAAGAUUUGGAUUGUAGCAUCUUUGAGAACAUGUGCAUACCAAAAUUUGAUACACACAGGAUAUUAUAUAUUUUGUAGACUGCCAGUUGAAAUUGUUUAGCAUUUUGCUAUGUUGGAUAGUUAUUGUCAUUCUGGAUCUGUGACAUUUUGAAAGCUUUCAAGCAAACACCUCGAAACUUUUUGGAGUUCUUUCAGUUGACUUUUACCUUAAUAGACAAGUUAUGAUAAAUAUGAUUGAUAUUAUCUCAUCAUUUUCCACAAAAAAAAAAAAGAUUUUGAGUGUCCAAGAACAUAGUGACUCAAAUUUUGGUAACCAGUAACCAUAUGUCCUUACAAAGUUUUUUUUGUAUGAACUCCAACUGUGGGUUUGUUACAAAGGAGACUAAUAAUUAAUGAUCAUUUACCAAAUUUUAACACCAAAAAUCUGUUUGAGGCUAGUUUACUCUGAAUGGUACUAAUGGGCUAACCAAGGGGAAAUUGUUUGUCAUAUUAUUCUCGGGCAGUGCUUUACCAAGGUAACCACCUACUUCAAAUCUUAUUGAAAGCACUGCCUAAAGAAUUUGUUCUGAUGAAAUGUCUAAAACUGAUAUCCCUUCCAGAACUGAGUCUGUAGCAGAAAAGAUGCUAACAAACUGGUUGGCCUUCUGUAUGUAUGAUUUCCUCAAGGUAGGUAACCCAGAUCUCAAACCAUUUGCUAACCCUACUGAUGAAGGGAAUUUUAAUUACAGUUUUGAUAAAUAGGUUAUUAGUUAUUUUUUUUUGUACUUGAGAAUCUUUUUUGUGAUAACAAUGGGAGGAAGAGAAUGAAUAGUCAAAAUAGUUAAAAUUUAUUUACCUAUAGUCAAGAUCAGAUCAAGGAGUUUGUUAGUAUGGAGUGUAUCUCAGGCACUGGCUUGAGCCUAAUUAAAUGGUGGAGGGAAAAGGCAAAGCUUUUUUUUUCUGGUAAGCCUGUUUUUGACAUAGCUUGCUGCUACUUAAAGUUUUAUAAUUAAAAAUAUAUUGAAUGUCUCAAAGAACCUGCUCAUUACUAAGAUGUCAUGUGGGUUUACUGUGUACAAAAAUAGCUGUCAACUGAUCAAGUUUGAAUUUAUAGAAUAUUUGGUAUUUAAACAAGUUGACUUUUCCCCCAGUAAAUAGUUUCUCUUUCAAUUACAAUAUCAAUACUCCAUCAGACAGAAACCUGAUUAGAAAAAAUAAAAGUAUCUGCUAGGGCAUAUUGAUUGAACUAAUUAAAAGGUCUUAAAGUUGAAAUGGUGAGAAAUGUAUGGCAGACAGUGUAGCAAACUUAUAUAAGCUCUUCAUAUGGAAAAGGUAGAAUGUACUGAGAAGCACAAAAAGUACAUGUCAGGAUUGUUUAGAAGUGGUGUAAAGUUUUAUGUAUAUUUUACUGCACUAUAUGUAUACUUCAUUUUUAUCCAUGGAAGCCCUUGUUUUAUGGGUAGUGUGUAUGAUAUGUAGUGUACUGUUUCUAAGAUAACAUUUUGCUUUGUAGAAUGAUGCUGGAGAGCCAUUAUUCAUGUUGUUUAAAGCACUUAAACAACAAUCUGAGAAGGGACCAGUGGAUGCAGUAACUGGGGAGGCUAGAUAUUCACUUAGUGAAGACAAACUUCUCAGACAAGCUGUGGACUUUAAGGUAGAUUAUUUGACCAGUUUUUCCUUAAAAAAGAUGAUUUAAAAAACAGGAUUAUAAACAUCCUAUAUAUAUAUAUAUAUAAAUUUUUUUUUCUUGGGAUCAUAAUACUUUGAUUUCUGAAGUUCUGCUAUAUUUUUGUUAAUUGCUUGACUGUGUUCAUUGGUUUCUUUUGCUGUUAGCCUCUAAAUGUUAUAGUUACCUAUGAAAGCAAUCAGCCUGUGACAGUUUCAAUGUUGGAUUGUGACACCAUCACUCAGGCAAAAGAGAAGAUCUUGGAUGUCUUAUUCAAGGUUUGAGUUUUUUUUUGUUUUUUUUUUUGUUUGUUUGUUUUUUUUUUGAGGCAAUAUUAUCUAUUGAAAUAUUUGAGAUGGGCUUCAAAUCCUUGUCCUAAAUAGCCCAAGUAAGUUUGCAUCUUGUUUAAGUGACAGCUGGUGUCAUGUGUACAAUAUUCACUUGAAGGCCACACAUGAUGAGCCAUUGAAGUACUGAUUCAAUUCCAUAUAUUUUUGCCCAGUAUUUUUCUUUGUUCCUUCCAUUUUCUCACGGAUAACAACCAACUUUCCUAAGAUGGUUACAUCUUGAUAUCUGUCACAUGAUAAUCACAAGAUUCCAAAUAUAUACUUUGCAUGCCUUAUAAUCCAAAAAAUAAUACAGAAGUCUUCUUUUCCUUCUUUAAAUGUCCAUACUAUGUACUGUUACAUGAAAACUUUCAGCCUUUAGUGACUGCCAAUUUGAUUUUGAUCAUUUACAAUACUUAACUGUUCAAACCACAUUUUGGUAAAUUUGUUUUUGGAAUAAUUUCUGUUUUGGUAAGUUAUUUUGUUACUAUACAUCAUUGUGAUUUAUUGACUGGAAAUCCUCUCAUUACAGAAUUCCCCAUAUUCAAGUCGUCCAGAUAAAGAUGAUUAUCAGCUUGGUGAGAAUUUUAUGAAACUUUUAUUUUUGAUUGUUAAGGUAGGAAUAAAGCUCACUCUGUCUUCCUUUGGUUAACAAGAAUUUCCUUCAAUAUGAAAGGGAUCUUCACAGUAAUGAACACUACUCAGGCAGCAGUGAAAAUAAGGCCUGAAAUAAAUUUAGGCCAGCGUAGAACUUAAACGCAUGACCCCUGCAAUAAUGGUGCAGUGCUCAAACAACUAAGCUAACAAGCCAGCUGGGAGGUGGUCACCAUGUUGGUUUGUGAUAAACCCGUGAAGUGAUGAGUAAAUGACUGAAAACACAUGAAAAUCAUAUAUACGAACUGCGGUAAUGAACACUACUUCAGCAGCAGUUUACAUAUAUUAUUUUCAUAUAGUCACAAUCAAGAAUUUCCUAGUUUCUAAAACUAAUCAUUAGUUCCUUUAAUAUUCGCAGAAUGGGAGCAGAGUUCUGGAAGGGUUAUAUCUUUGCGGAAUGAUGAUUCUAAGUCAUUAAUUGAAGGAGAAUGGAGGAAGAUUAAUACACUUAAAGACUAUGAGGUAAUAAGCUAUGGCUUUGAAGUGGACACUUAAAGUAUGGUGGCUGCUGCAAGAACUUCUCAGCACUUCUGUUUGUCCAUCUGUUAACUUUGAAUAUAGCUGUGGCUACAAUUUGAUUUAAUUUGUGGCUUUCUAUGGGCUGGCAAUAAUUGUGCUAACUAUAAAAAUAUAGAGUGAUUUAAAGCCCUUUAGGUAUUGACCUGACUCUUUGGGGAGUUAGAACUUCUUGAAAGAAGAAUCCAUUUACAAGAAGAAAUGUAUCCUAUAAGCACAUCAUACUUGCUAUCAACUAUAGGUGACAGAUGGUGCUACGCUGAAGCUUGUCACUGGACAAAGAUACUUUUGCAGCUCAACAGACUCUGGUGAGAGAAUUGUAUUUCCAGUAUAAUGCUGCAGUUCUGAAAUUGUGUUUCUAAACAUGAGCCAAGUGGUUUAACCUGGUAGACUUUAUCUUAUUUUCUAUGGCAAGAAGCAAAUGAGAGUAUUAUUACUCCCCUUGGAUGUAAUGUCUGUCAAUUUCAGAUCAACUCCUACCUGGUUGUAGAGAAUUUAUGUGACAGCAUUUUAUUCUCUUGCCUGCUAACACAACACAGUGACUCAUAUCUCACAGUAAAUUGAUGAUUGAUAAUGAUAGAUGAUAAUUGCAUCUUUUCCACAAAGAGUUAAACAAAAAGAAUAUACUACGAGUUAACUUCAGUCCUGCUGGAAGUUACAGCCCUUUGGCAGCUAUGAAUACAGAUGGACCAGAUGAGGGUGGCAAGCUGUGGCAUUUGGUAUGGGCUCUUUUUUUUAAGUUGAAAGUUGAUGUUGAAGUUAUGCUCUCCUUAACUGACAAGACACUUUUUCUGUGGGUAUAUAAAUGAGAUGGAAUGAUUUAAAAAUGAAUGAUCUCUGUAAAUACCACAAUUUUCUUUGCAUUGCACUUAACAUUGAGGUUUUCUUGACUCAUUCUGUGGUGACUUAACAUUUAUAAGCUUCAUUUAGAACUUUUGAUUGGUCUUUUUAAAGAAAAUGCAUCUAAAAAAAUGAAAAUGAUUGAUUUUAGUGUAAAAACCUACAAGUUUAUUAUUGAGUUAGAAGUAAAAAUUAUUCCUCUUUAUACUUUUGUAAGAUUUGUAGUCUGGCUUCUUUUCUUUGUAUGGCACAGGUUAAACAAAUGGAUUACCCUACUGAAAGGGUAGAAGAUGAUCAUAACAGCAAGUUCUUAUCAGAGAUUUAUCUAACUAGACUGUUGAUGACAAAGGUAAUCUCUACCACUUAGUACAUAUCAUGCUAACUGUGGAAACCUGCUCCAGAUGACUUCUGUCAUCAAUUUACUAUUGACAGGGGUUUUUAAUUCCUUGUACAUAGAAUUAAUUAAAAGAAUCCUUUAAGCUAAUUCAUAACCUGAAAUCAAUUUUCUCUGAAUUUCUACCAGACUUCAUUGGGAGUCACUUUUAGUGUUAAGGCUUGCUUAACACAGGAUACUGUGUGGUUCACAGUUACUCUCUUUUUGUGCAGGGUACACUUCAGCAGUUUGUAGAUCGGCUUUUUCACACUGUUUUCAUGAAGUAUCGCCGUGGCUGCAGCUUACCUCCAGCUGUCAAGUUUCUGUUUGACCUUCUCGAUACGCAAGCUAGAGAACUCAACCUAUCAGAUCCUGAAGUCUUACAUACAUGGAAAAACAACAGGUACUUACAUGUGCAUAUAAUAACAAACUUUAGGCAUUUUGAAGACCUCUAAUUAGACAAGCAAAUCAGAGUCUAUGAGGAGAUUAAGUUCCUUUCCUUAUCACAAAAGGAACCACUGUUGAACUGUUAUAAGGUAGUGUUACUUGUGCAAUAUUUAGUUUAGAUUAUAAGAUAUUUUUAGUAAAUUAUUCAUAAAAUUGUCAAUGAACUAGAAAUUAAGACAAUUUUGGAUAAAUUUCCUUGAGGAGCACUGAAAAAGUAAGUUUGAGCACUCCAUUUUCCUUGCCAUGGUUCCUUGUCCAUACUGCAUAUUUAGAAGGAGCAAAUGCUCAUGAUGACCAUAAACAAGGGUAACUUUUAGAAUUUUCCUUUACAAGCAACAAACCAGAAUCCAUCUCUUCUCCACAUUCUAGUACUUUAAAAGAACUAAGUCAGCAAAUUGUAUUGGUUGGUCAAAUAGAGGUGUAGGCAUUUUCUUCAUUGUCUCCUUGACAUCAUCACUCAAGAAAAUGGACAGUGACAUUCAUGUACACAGCUUUAUUUUAAUUGCCACUUACUUAAAAUGUCUCUUACUUUUGGGUUAAACUUCCAAAUUUAGAUGUUUGCUAUAGUGCCUUGAGCCCCAAGUAUGCAUUGCAUGGUCAGAGUAAUUAUAAAGCAAAAUUUUAUUGCCAGUUUAAGCUCAAAUCUUCAUAUUUUUCCUUUCUCUUUCAGUUUGCCAUUGAGGUUCUGGAUAAAUAUAAUUAAGAAUCCAAACUUCAUAUUUGAUGUUUGCAAGUCUGCCAUUGUUGACUCCUGCUUGUCUGUUGUUGCACAGGUAAGAUCUUUAUGUUAUGGAAUGCACAUACAAUGUACUUGGCCUAAUGACUACUGACCAAAAGGGGUCAAUGUACUUAUUGAUUGACCAUUUUGUUGGUAAUGUCUGCUGACUGGCAGGGGUUAUUGUAUUUACCAUCAAACCAUCUGGUUGGUGAGGACUGGUGACCAGCAGGGCACAAUCAACUUACCAUCAACCCAUAUGCUUGUUGGUAAUUUAAUGGUUAAACAUAUGGUGGGUGAACUUGUUGUAACUUAGAAAGGAAAAUUGAAACUUUUCCAAGUUAUUCAAGCCUAACCAUAGAGGUACAGGGCCUGAGUGCACUAGGCUGGCAAAAUUUAUUUUGUUCCACAUAAAAUCUCGACAUUGAAAUUUAUCUCUGCUAAAUUUUCAAUUUGUCAAUCACAGGCACACUGGAAACAGCAAAAUAUUUGUUAACCACCAAAUGUCAAUCACAGGAAUAUACAAAACUGAGCAGUAUUUGGACCUGCUGGGGAUUCAGCUUAACUAUAAACUUGGGAGCCAUAAUUGUUGAAUUCUGAUUACUGGUUGUCAUGUAGCAUUCCAACUGCCAUUUAAAAAGCAAGAUAAAAUUUUCCUGAUUGAUUUGAUCCUUCAAAUUGUGGCUUAUAAAUGGGAAAAUCUAUGAGAUUUCAGGCCUGGCAAAACUUUAUCCUGCUUCUAGGCAGGAUGAUGGCACCUUUAAAGAUUGUUAGAGCUCACCAAAAUUUGGUAGGAUAAAAAAUCACUGGGUGCACUUGUCUCCCUGAACUGAUAACCGAUUUUUUUUUGCAAAAUAAACAAAAAUUUGUCUAGUGUGCCUGGGUCUCAAUGUGCAAAACAUCCCAAAAAGCAUUGUGCAAACCAUGCAAUGUCCCAGCUUGAAUUUAUCAUUCUUCCAUAAUGUCAUUAAGGACCAUAGAUAACUCGACAAUUGUACAGAAAUGGAUACUGAUAUAUGUUUUAAUGCAUUUUUUUGUCUUUUAAGUUGUUCAUGGAUUCCUGUUCUGUGUCUGAGCAUGUCCUGGGAAAGGUAAACUAUAACCUUUUAAGUUAAACUUAGCCUUGAUGUAAAAUCCAGAUCAUUAAUCAAUAUCACGUCAACAUUAUAUAUUUUUUGUCAUUACUGUAUGCAGGAUUCACCAUCAAAUAAACUGCUCUAUGCAAGAGAAAUUCCAGGAUAUCGCCAAGAUGUUGAGAGGUAAGUCACGAAUGUGUCACAGAAAGAAUUUCUUGACAUUUAAAGUGAGUUCUUUUAAAAAACAUUUUUUCUUAGUACUGUGUCUCGGUUUGAAUAUCAAAAUCAAAAUACUGAAUUAUAUUUGCCAUGCUUUUGAAAUUUUUGGGUCAGGGAAGGCAUCUAUUGUAUUAGAAGGUUUUACUCAAGAAGGGGGACUUUUAUAUUAAAUUAAUUAGUUAUUUAUUACUUUUUUGGGGACUAAGUAUCCAGCAAAGCUUGCAACCAGUCUUAUCCUAGAAACUUCAAAAAAUGUGUUUUAAUCUUAUAUUACAGGUUUUAUUCUGAUAUACAAGCAUCACCUGCCCCAACAUCUCAAGAGUUAUCAAAGUUCUUUAGUGAUUUCUCCAUGGUAAGGUUACUGGCAUAAAAGCUAUUCACAAGUAGCCCUGUUUAGUAGAUACCCUCUGAGAGUUUGGAUUCAUGCUUUAUAUAUUGACUCCUGAUGGAACAAAUUUCAAAGACAUCUGUACCAUGUAUGGCCUAUAUCAAAUUAUAUUAACUACCCUACAAAUCUGAUUAAACAAUUGUGCAGCAUGAAAACUAUUAUAUGGCCAUCAAAAUUUGACACAAACUUUCAAUGUUAAGUUCAUAUUUUUAUAUUUGCUUUCCCCAAUUUAACUCUAAAGCUGCAAUAUAUAUAUAUAUAUUUAGGAAGUCAGUUUUGAUUUUUCUGUUGUACAAUGCUCAAUAGGUAGAAGCAGAGUGCAAUAUAUAUUGAGAUAGGGGAAAAAAACAGAGACUAUACUUUUAUUGGUACAAGCCUGUUUUGUGAUUACUCACUCAUCAGGGGAUUUUAUUAAAAUUACUCUCUAUUUGCUCUACUUUCAUAUUAAAAUCACUCACUCAUCAGGGGAUUUUAUUAAAAUUACUCACUAUUGACUAUACUUUCAUCUCAAUAUAUUCAUGUACCCGGUAUAUAUGUGUGUAUAUCUAUAUUUAAUUGGAUAUUUGUCUUCUGACAAAUUUUCUGAGAGCAAAGCUCAGUAAAUUUUGAGCUUUGAGGAAUUGGUUAUGUUAUCAGGACAUCAUACUCAAACAUACAAAAAUAGUUUUGCACCAAAUGGGGGCUUCUGGGUUGAAUACCCUCAUACUGCUGCUUUGUUGAAUAUUAAUUAGUAUGUUACUGUUACUUUCAAAGGAACAUAGUCAAGAGUUUGAUGGUGACAGUGCCCUCCAGGAAUUGUAUGAUUAUGUCAGAAAGUAUCAAGAUCAGGUAAUACAAACACAUUCCAAACUUGGUAUAAACUGUAGAGUGAAGACCCCUAUAUGAACAAAAUAUGUUGAAGUGAUUGUCAAAACAGGCUCUGAACUAUCACUAGCAUCAUGGGAUAGCUUUUGUGUAGCACACAGGUCUUGCUCUUAAACAAAGCAAGAGGAGAGGGGUAUCACUUAUUAUGUUUUUAGUUGGUGCAACUGUAAGGUAAACAGGGUAAUGGGAAAAUUUGCCAUUUUUGAGCUGUAUAAGUUUCAAAAAGAUUUGCUUCCAGCUCCUCUACCUCUUAAUUUUGUAGAAACAGCUUCCUGAUACUGCAUAGGUUGAAAUGUAAACUUUGAAAAUCAAUAGUGGCAAAUUUAUUUAGUUUUACCGUUUUUUUUAUUUCAAAGCUAGCUUUAGUCAUCAUGAGCCAACAAUGCCUUGAUGCCAAUCUAUUAAAAAUAAACCAUUUAAUAAGCAGUUAUCAUUCUUCUUAACUUUAAUUCAAAGUUGACAUCAUUUAUUUUUUAAUAUUGGUUACUUGGGUAAAAAUUUGAAAAAUACUGUUUAUUCCUCUGUAGCUGCAAGAUGCUUUAGAAGAGUCUGAGUUAUCACCCCUGGCUUCCAAGCUUGAGCAUGUUAUUGCUACAAUCUCAGAUGACUAACAGACAUAAUUAUGAUAUUAGCUGUUAGCUCUGGUCACAUAUGACAUAAUUCAUAGUAUAAUUGUUUUAAUAAGUCACAUAUUAAUUGGUUACUGGUACUUGAUGAACUGAAAAGUCUAACAUGCAGGAUAAAAAGGGAAGAGAAAAUGAAAAAUAUAAAUGCAAUUGCAAAGCAACUUAACUAAUGAGAAUGGGAGGAAUUGAGGGUCACAAGUCCCUUUUUUCAUUCCUGGUGUACACCAUAACAGGAGUUGUUUUUUGUUGAAAUGAUCACACUUAAAUGUUGAUAUGAAUGCUUUUGACAGUCUUAAGAGGGACAUUCUUUUAGCCACAUACAGCAAAUACAGUAAGACAUUAAAAAAAGGAGAAAUAAAUGGAUGUUAGAGCAUUUCAACUCUCAAAACCAACUGAACAAAAGCAUUUUAGACCAACAAAAACAAAAGCAUUUUAGACCAACAAAAACAAAAGCAUUUUAGAUUAUCGACUCUGCUGAUGAAACCAAAUGACAGUAUAAACCUGCACUUAAAAAUAGUUUGUUUCUAGCUUUUUUUCCCUUUUCUUAAAGAAGUAGGCUCCAGAAACCUUGUAAUUGGUAUUUCCACAAGUAAAAGAAUUAAUGAAAAUCUACUCUUUUGCAUGGUUUGAGAUUCUGAAAAGUAAAAGAAUAGGUUUUCAAACUGGUUGCUAUUUUGCCUAAGGACACUGGCAGUUUGAGAACUUUUUUUAUGGUGAAGAAGAUUAAAUGGCUCCCAGAGUAUACUUUUCCUUGAAUGUAAAGCAAUCUAUGGGUCAAGAGGAUCCUAUUCUGAAAUAGGUAAUCAGGUAGAUACUAACUGAAUGAAUUACCUUCAUCACUGAAUAGAAGUUAACAUUAAUGGCAGGAAAUCAUGUUUGUUAAGUUCACUCUUUCAUCUAUUUGUACAUAUGUAACACCAUUUACUAUCCAACUACAUUAAGUAGCAUGCAAAUAGUGCACGGAUUGAGCUCAAAUACCUUGCAAUAUUGCAAGGCCAUUUGGACAGUUGGUUGUUUUGCAUUGUAAAAAAUAACCUGUUUAACGGGUUUAGCUAUACUUGGGUGAGUUGUUUAAAAGGAGAAAUAGGGGACAUUUUUGCAAAUCUUGCAUAAGAAAUGAUAAGAUAAGGCAGUUGGAUAAUAAGUAACUUAUUACACAUUUUGUGUGUAGCAUUUAUUUACUGAAUAGUUAUUUACCACUAAACUAUUGGUGGUGUUUCAGCUCUAUGGGGUCAUACAGUAAUUACCAUAUAUUUCAAGCCCAAGCUAUGUUGUUUGCAAUUUGUAGAAGUUUUAUUAUUGGGCAAGGAACCUGUUUAAAGGAACUUAGAUUAAGUGAGGUACUGAAAACAACCAAAGGAGUAUUUAUGGACUUCUUCUGGUGCAACAGCAAGAAGUGAAAGUGUACAUGCACAGGCUCCCUUAACAUUUGAACUUUCCUUGCUGUACACAGUGUUCUUUCCUUAAUGGUCAAGGAUAAGUUGCCAUUGGUAGUUGUGCAGAUUGUAGAUAUAUCUGCACAUAGUGUUGAAUUUCCUCCCUUUCAGUAAGAUAGCACUCCAUAUGGUAAGGAGGAAAUAAACAUUGAUCUUAUUGUUUAUAUUAAUGUCAAUACCUUCAAGUGAGAAACUAAAAGAUUUUUGUAUAUUCUUGUUAAGAUUUGCUAAAAUACUGGCAACCGAUGGGACUUAAUUAUUGUCAGGCUUACAAACUUUUGUGUUAAGGAUAGAGUGACUUUAUUUUCACCAAAGUGUAACUUAAAAUUGUACAAGCA
This is a messenger RNA of Pocillopora meandrina, 31839 nucleotides long. The record is from the annotation of a GenBank genome assembly. NCBI's taxonomy places the organism in Eukaryota, Metazoa, Cnidaria, Anthozoa, Scleractinia, Pocilloporidae.